UGGACGGACCAUUUGACAGCUAUACGUAUGGGUUUGUCAGGGGAGCACGGAACAUGGAAUGAAUUUCUAAAAUUUUACGACCCAAGAAGCGCAGAUAUAUGCUUUGAUCCCAAUUCACGACCAGACCCUGCCUUGAUCCAGUUCCUUACUUCAAUCAACAAGAAAGACGAUUCCAGGAAAUUGGCUUUGCUUUUGAAUCCCAGCCGUCCCCAGGUUUGCGACUACUCAUACAAAUACCCGAACGAGACAGCUGAGCAGAGAUUAGUUCGAAAGACUCUUACACAUGACGAGUACCCAUUCGACUUUUUGAUCCCGUAUAACUCCAAGGACUGGGUCCUUACGGGGAUCAUAGGGAGCCCACUUCGUGUACCUAUUAGCCGUUUCGCACCAAUUAUUUCCUAUUCUUUCCGCUCAGGGAAGCCUUUUGAUAUUACCAAAACCGAGAUGAUUGCCGUUUGUUGCGAGAAGGUUCUCUGUCUAGAUAACACUGAAGCUGCUGUUAGAGUUGCUGCUGUUGACCGCAAUCUCAAGGUGAUUCUUGAUGUGCUUGUCGAACCAAAUCAGCCUGUUAUCAACUACAGGACUAGCAUUACCGGACUCGAUUCUCGUGUUCUUCAUUUAUCAAAUGCUACUCCUUUGUCAGAUAUACAGGAAAAAUUGCUGGGAUUAUUACCCACGGGAACUAUAAUGGUCGGUCACCUUUUGAACAAGGAUCUCAAAGCUUUAAAGAUGGAUCAUGCAAGAGUUAUCGAUACCUCUCUACUGUUCAAGUAUGAUAUCUCUCCUUGUAUCGGAAAGCUUCCAAGGCCCUCUUUAGAUCAUCUGUGCAAGUCUGUUUUGGGAUACGAAAUACCGAAAUCUCGUGGCAGAUGUGUUCAUGAAGCUGUAGCUUCAAUGAAACUUGUGCUUGCUAUAUUGGAGCAUGGAGCACACACCUCUGUUCCACUACCUGAUGAGAUGUUGAAAACUGAUGUGUCAGGACUCUUGUCAAUGAAGAAGAAUGUUCUUUCUAAGCGACCCAUGAGAAACAAUGCGUCCCCACCCUGGUGUAAACCAUCGUGGAAGUCAGCCUUGUGAGAGCCAACUUUCGCAAAGUGAAGAAUAAACUCAUAAGAGAACCGUGAAAAGAGCCAUCCUGGCAGAUAGCCUAUCGGAAUGCUCUUGCCCUUUUACUAUCUCCUAAUUUGCAAAUGUGUCUAAACGUGCUAGUAUUAAUGUUCUUCUUAACUUAGUUAUUAGCUACUGGUAAUUAAAACGUGAAAAAUGAUUAUCCUAAGAAGUUCUACUUGAUCGUA
Molecule: messenger RNA, 1295 nt
Organism: Brassica oleracea var. oleracea
Lineage: Eukaryota; Viridiplantae; Streptophyta; Magnoliopsida; Brassicales; Brassicaceae
Product: small RNA degrading nuclease 2-like
Exons: 7
Coding region: 28-1077 (349 amino acids)
Cellular component (GO): nucleus
Molecular function (GO): nucleic acid binding; exonuclease activity
Source: RefSeq, a predicted model, not a curated record